Molecule: messenger RNA, 2326 nt
Organism: Uranotaenia lowii
Lineage: Eukaryota; Metazoa; Arthropoda; Insecta; Diptera; Culicidae
Product: regulator of nonsense transcripts 1-like
Exons: 9
Coding region: 943-2295 (450 amino acids)
Biological process (GO): cytoskeleton organization
Molecular function (GO): protein binding
Source: RefSeq, a predicted model, not a curated record
UCACAUUUUUGGUGUAUAGUUUCUUCAAGUUUCUUUGCGGUCGUGACAGGCUCUCGUAGGUUUUCGCUGAAAUAAAAAUGAUAUUGUAAUUUUCAACGUCGAUCGGGUCGGUCGGUUUGAUUGCGGUCGUCUUGUGUCGCGUAUGUAUUCUUUUUAGUCAGUCUCAAAAGGAAAAUCAUACAGCAUUAGGAAACGCGAAGGAGAAUUGCCUUUUUUCGACGGGGUUUGUCGGUGCAGAUUUUGUUGAAGCAAAGAAAGAAAAAAGGUAAAAGCAUACGAGCAUAAAAAGCGAAUGGUUUCUAUUCCCAAGUUUUCAGUUUAGAUUAUAUUUUAUUAGCUCCUUGUGCUAUCAAGUAUCGCCUGUUAGUAGCAGCAAGAGAUUUUUCUUUUUAGCCAAAGAAUUUGCCUCUUAUCACCUUAUGACAACAUUGGUGCAUGUAGUUGAUACAUGCGAGUGCUUGUAUGGAGAAGUGAAAUUCACAAUUCACGCCUGUUGUGAUUUAAGUGAUUUUGUGGAUUACAAAACGAAUGCGACAAUCCUGACGGGAAAGAGAGAGUUUGCAAAUCGGCAAAGCAAGCUUUGAAUCAUCAGUGUUGUUUGAUGUAAGUAGAGUGAAAGAAAAUUGGAUUGAUGGAAGCUAUUGGGGAAAUAUAAAAAUAAGCAAAAAAAAGUGUUACAGUGGCACAAAUUGCAUGUUUCAAAAUUGCUCCUACUAUACUAAAUCCAAUGAGCGAUACUAUAAAAGAAGAAAAAAUCAACAAAAAGUUUGGGCAAAGUGUUGUUGAGCUGAAGCUGAAGCUCAUUGUGGGGUCUGUGCGAAAGCUGAAAUAAAGUUGAGGGUGUUAACUGUCCGGGUGGAUUCAAAUUUUCACCCAUAAAUAGUACCUACUGGUUAACCGGAUUAUCUUGGGUUAGCAGACGCCGUCGCUGAAUCGGCGUUUAUGAUCAUGGCCAGAUUGACGGAGGAAAUGGUCAUUGCCAGGUCCAAGCAGUCGGAUUUGGGGGCCAUUAAAAAACUUAACUGCUGGGGAAGUGAACUUAGCGAUGUCUCCAUCAUCCGGCGCAUGCGUGGCGUAGAAGUGUUGGCAUUCAGUGUGAAUCGUAUUAGUACGCUUGCUGAUUUCGAAAACUGCCUCAACCUUCAGGAGCUGUACCUCAGGAAAAACAACAUCUCAGAUAUCGACGAGCUCGUAUUUCUACAGAACUUGCCAAAGCUCAAAUACCUUUGGCUGGAAGAAAACCCGCUGGUGGAUAAUGCCGGUCCCGGCUACCGCCAGAUCGUUCUCCGUGCGUUGCCAAAUUUGAAGAAACUAGACAAUGUGGACGUCACUCCGGAAGAGGUUUCGGAGGCGAUGCGGGCGCCGGCCGUCCAGCAGCAUCAACCGAAGCAGGAAAUAUACGAUGAUCCUCCGGCACCCCCGCAACACCAGCAGCAAAACUACAGUCCACAGCAACAACCUCCCCAGCAGCAGCAACAGUACCGGAAUCAGAGUCCGGUGAUUGAACAAUCGCAAUCUACGACCCCGUCCUCGACUGGUCCUAUGAUGCAACCGGUGCAGCAGAUGAGUCCGGAGAACACCGAAUCCGAGUGCAUCAGUGACCCGGCAGAUCGAGGUUCGCUGCCAUCGUCUCCAUUGCAGCGGAGUCCCACGAAUCGGGAUAGCUACUCACCGCCACCGCCCCCGCAAACCCCGCAUGCGCCUUCGCACUAUUCCGGCAACAGUCAUCGCAGUUCUUAUCCCCAGUACGAUCGAUCACCCGGUUCAGAUCAGGACAGCCCCGUAUCAGGCUACAGAGAACGAGUACCGAUUGCACCAAGCAUUUCAACGCACUCGAUGAAGGAGUACUACCAAUCGGACUACCCCCGGCAGAAUCAUGCUCCUGCACAUUAUCGGCAUAGCCAGCUGGACCUCACCGAAUGGGACGAAAGUAACCCGAAUCAGCACCAUCUGAACAACAACAACGGUCACUCGUCCAAUCACAUCAACAGUUAUCAGCAGCAGCAGCAGCAAUCGUCGCAACAACCACAGCAGUACAACAACCAUCCGCAGAAUCGACGAAGCAUCGGUGCCAACAGCGAGCGGGAUCUCUACCAGUACCGGAAUGGGAACGGCAAAGGACCUGACUCUCGGGACGAAUGGGAAGACGUGGACCGGCGGAGAAGUGAACACAGGAGAUCGGAUUCACGGUUCAACGAUAGCGCAAGUGUUAUAUCAAAUGCAGUCCUCAAUCAUUUCGCGGGAGUUCAUCGAAGGCCUGUGAACAGAGUAAGUAGAAACACUUUUUGUAGAUGAAUAACGUACCCGGAAAAGUUCACUUUAUUCG